AUGUCUUCUGAGCAAUACGUCCUCUUUGACCUCCCAAGCCGAGAUCCUCUCGGUGCUUGGUCUCUCAACCCAUGGAAGACUCGCUUUCUCUUGAACUUCAAGGGAAUUGACUACAAGACCGAAUGGCUCGAGUACCCUGACAUCAAGCCCACUCUGGAGCCCCAUGUCUCUGCCAACCCAGCCACAGGAACAUGGACCAUUCCAACUGUCAAGUUCCCCGACGGUGAAUACAUCAUGGACUCCAACAAGAUCCUCGAGCGCGUCGAGAAGGACCACCCUGAGCCCUCCGUCCAUAAGGAUUCACCCGUCCUCGCCAAGCUCUUCUCCAUCAUGCCAAAGAUCAUGAGCGCCCUUCAGCCCGUCUACUUCUACACCGUCCCCACCAAUAUCCUCGGCGAGAAGAGCCUUCCUUACUGGCAUGAGACACGAUCCAAGGUCGCGGGCAAGCCUCUCGAUGAGUUCCACAAGGAGAAGGGCGGCCAGCAGGCUUGGGAUAACGCAAAGGCACCCAUCCAAGAGGUCGAGGCUCUGUUGAAGGAGAACUCCGAGGGACCCUUCUUCUUGGGAAAGACUCCUAGUUAUGCUGACUUCGUCUGGGGUGGCUUCUUGAUCUUCAUGCAGCGUAAUAAGAUCAUUGACGAAGUGUACAAGAUCAGUGGUGAUAGCCAGCUUCACAAGGACCUUCUUGAGGCUACUGCUCCCUGGCACAAGCGAAAUAACCACUAA
Molecule: messenger RNA, 726 nt
Organism: Fusarium redolens
Lineage: Eukaryota; Fungi; Ascomycota; Sordariomycetes; Hypocreales; Nectriaceae
Exons: 4
Coding region: 1-726 (241 amino acids)
Source: RefSeq, a predicted model, not a curated record